AUGUUGCGUCAAUAUUUUCGUUGUAUCUCUUCCUCCACACGUGCAUUAUCUAUACCAAAGAAGAAUCAGCUACCUCCUAGACCCAAAUGGUUAAUCAAUGAAGACGAGCUUGAGGAGAAAUUUCUACAUGGAGGCAGUGGACCCGGGGGUCAAAAGAUCAAUAAAACAAAUUCCAAAGUUCAGUUGACUCAUAAACCUACUGGGAUUGUUGUUUCUUGCCAAGAAUCAAGAUCUCAGGACCAGAAUCGAAAGAAAGCUAGAGAAAUUUUAGCUUUGAAGCUCGAAGAUAUACAAAAUCCUCAAGGAAGUCGCAAUACAAUUUUGAAAGAACGGGCACAAACUGUUAAAGCCAAUAGGAUGAAAAAGGCUAAUAGAAAAUAUAGAGCUUUAGACGAAGAAAGAUCAAAACAAAAAGCAAAAGCUUUGGAAGAAGAGAAUAAAAUGUUGGAAGAGUUGGGAGUUCAGGACAUUGACGACGAAUUUGCAUUCAUCAAAAAUACUAAAGUUGACCUAAAGUGA
Molecule: messenger RNA, 519 nt
Organism: Lodderomyces elongisporus
Lineage: Eukaryota; Fungi; Ascomycota; Pichiomycetes; Serinales; Debaryomycetaceae
Exons: 1
Coding region: 1-519 (172 amino acids)
Biological process (GO): translational termination
Cellular component (GO): mitochondrion
Molecular function (GO): translation release factor activity
Source: RefSeq, a predicted model, not a curated record